Messenger RNA from Polychytrium aggregatum, 1359 nucleotides. Its product is annotated as SMAD/FHA domain-containing protein. NCBI's taxonomy places the organism in Eukaryota, Fungi, Chytridiomycota, Chytridiomycetes, Polychytriales. Gene Ontology annotation, molecular function: protein binding. The transcript has 5 exons. Bases 1 to 963 code for a protein of 320 amino acids. The record is from RefSeq and is a predicted model, not a curated record.
AUGCUCAAGAAUCCGAUCCCGAAACCGGCCUCCAAUGCCAGUUGCGAGGAGGUGGCCUCGCCUGUGCAUCCUGCUCCCUCAGCCGUUUCAUUAUCGAGCCAGGACACCCCCUUUCUCUCCGUCCCAGCCGAAGCCAGGGCCAUCGAGCUGGAGCCCCGCAACAGAUCGUCUCCGCAGAAGCUCCUAGUUCUUUCCAGCACUCCCAUCAUUCUUGGACGCAAGCACAGCGUCAAAAUCACACCAACAAAUGGCUUCUUUGAUUGCAAAGUCCUCAGUCGGCAGCACGCCAAGCUGUGGAUUGCCAACGGACAGGUCUGGAUUCAGGACCUGGGCUCGUCCAACGGCACCUUUGUCAACAACACUAGGCUCGAGGAACAGGAAGUGUCCCUUUGCCAUAUGGACAUUCUGGAGCUGGGCAUCGAUGUGCAAGAUGUGGAUGGAACAGCGUUAUUUGAGCGGCUCGAGUUCACCGUUCUGUUCAGCGAUGUUGUUCCUGGGGCCGUGUCGCAAAAGUCCACCGUCGACUCGGAGCACGUCCGAGCCGUGCUCAGCCGCUGUGACUCGCUGCUUCGAGAGAGCGAGCCCACCAUGCGGGAAAUCGAGUGGCUCCAUCGCGAAAAGGAGCGCUUGAAUCAGAAAUACCCCCUCCACCACUUCCAUGGUCUUGGCCAGGGCCACUUUGCCGACGACGAUGAUCACCGCGGUAUGCGGUCAUCAAUGAAGGAUGUCUUCAAACGUAUCUCGACCAAGGUUCAGCAUGCCUUUCCCCAGAUGAAUGGCCGAGAUCCGGCCAUCCCCACGCCAUAUUCGACCAUGCACUCGAAUCUGAGCUUCAACGAUUCGCUCGACACCUUCACGGGCGACUCAACAUACAAUCUACCCCUCUCAUCGUCCUCGGCUGGUCCGUUGCACAUCAAGCGGAGCCGGACGAUCCUGUCGAAAUGGUGGAAGGACGAGUCGUAGCGUCGCCAAGACCCGUGUAUGCGAGGAAACGGGACCCGGUCCUUGCUAUUGGGGAGGUCGGGAGGUCGGAUUGACUGGAGGACGAGCCAAGCGCAUAUGCCUGGGCUACCCCUCAACUCUCUGCCUUUCUGUUCUCUUUUUGGAUGCUCUUCAUGUUGCCUGUGAGCAGCGGCUCAUUGCCCGCUCGCCUCUAUAAGCUUGCCAUUUCUAUUUAUUUCAUAUCAGUUUCUGUUCUCGCUCAAGAGGCAGCCCUUGCCCUCGAAUAUGUGUGUGUGUAUUUGAUAGCCCAUAUCGUUGCAGCGACGAUUCUAUCCCAGCCCAAUCUAAUCAAAUCGCUUGGCCUCGCCUCGCUUUGAUCCGGCCCGACCGAAUCCAACUCCAACCCCAACUCCAACU